GCUUGGCAGCAGGACGCUGGCAGCAAGCUCUGCUCCAGUCCAGCCUGUGCGCUCCAGCCCCUGCUCUCCAUCAUCAUCAUCGCUAUGGUUGCUGUGCUCACCGUUGCUCUAGCCCUGCUAGUGUUCUUGCACGAAGGCAAGGGCCAGGCCGCUGCUACCCAGGAGCAACCAGCGCCCUCACCCCAUGCCCAAGGCUCCCACCUGCGACCCCGGCGUUGUUCCUGCAGCUCCUGGCUUGACAAGGAGUGCGUCUACUUCUGCCACCUGGACAUCAUCUGGGUGAACACUCCAGGACAGACAGCUCCUUACGGCCUGGGAAACCCGCCAAGACGCCGGCGCCGCUCCCUGCCAAGGCGCUGUGAGUGCUCCAGUGCCAGGGACUCCGCCUGUGCCACCUUCUGCCAUCGAAAACCCUGGACUAAAGCCACGACCAUCCCAGGCGGCGGGUCCCCUGCAGAUGUGCUCCAGACAGGCAAGACAGGGACCACAGCAGAAGAGCUCCUCCAGCGGCUGAGGGACAUUUCCACAGCCAAGAUCCUCUUUGCAAGGCAACAGCAAGUGGCAUCAAGAGAGCCCAGGCCCACACACUCCAGGUGGAGGAAGAGAUAGCAUCGGGAAGCUGGAGGAACCUUGGGAAGGAAACCUGCGUGGAGACAGGAGGAGAGGGGCGGCCUUGGGCUUGAGGGAAACCCUCCACCUGUUCUCUGGGCCAGGACCUGCUGGGAUUGGCACAAGCUCUGGCUUCCUCGCCCCAUGAGGGAGCUUCCCUCGAAGCAGCUCCAUGGCCUCACACUGCCCAGGGAAGCCUUCGACCUGCAGAAUGCUCCACCCACUGGCUCCCAUCCACAGCCCUGUUGAAAGGAACUGUGUGGAGCUCGCUAACCCGGAGGGCCCAUCCUGAGACGUGUCCUGUCUCUUGGCAACCAACCUGGAGUGAUGUGCGACGGUGGACCUUCACGCCUGAGUCAGCCCCGGAGGCUGGGCUGCUCAAGGACUGGUAUCCUGGCUGGCCCACACCUGCUCCCUCCAACUCUCCUGCCCCAGAGUCCUUGUACCCUCAUACUCUGAGGACACUCCUAGUGACAAGGGGCGGUUCUGUUUCACCUGCCUGUAUAUAACUUAUUUUCUGUAAGACCUUUGACAAUUCCAAUUAUUUAUUUUAACGUAUUUUUUUAGACUCUCAAUUAUUUACCUGUGAACCUGUGUUUGUA
This is a messenger RNA of Talpa occidentalis (Iberian mole), 1211 nucleotides long. RefSeq names its product endothelin 2 (gene EDN2). The coding region runs from base 85 to 609 and encodes 174 amino acids. The transcript is spliced from 5 exons. Lineage: Eukaryota; Metazoa; Chordata; Mammalia; Eulipotyphla; Talpidae. Gene Ontology annotation, molecular function: hormone activity; endothelin B receptor binding. Gene Ontology annotation, cellular component: extracellular region. Gene Ontology annotation, biological process: regulation of vasoconstriction; regulation of systemic arterial blood pressure by endothelin; vein smooth muscle contraction. The record is from RefSeq and is a predicted model, not a curated record.